UUUCAGAGACAAGUUCUACUUGUCUCUGGUAGUUUGUCAUUUUAACUGAGUGACGGCAUGUGGACAAGCGUUUGUCGCGAUUUCUCCAUUCACAAGCUAAGGACGUUGUUUACCUUUGUUUCUUCCUCUAUAAAUCCUGCAUUAUUUGACUUCCGUUCGUCUACUUCCUGGAAAAUGGUACUGGAUAUUGGUUGAAGGAUUUAUUUACCUUUACUAAAUAUGGAUUCAUCGUUCAAAAAUUUGGAGGCUCAGUUAGAAAUGCUUAUAGAAAAUGCUCGUCAGAUGCAUAUAAUAGUUAGCGAUUUUCACCCACAAAGCCAGAAUGCGCUUAAUCAAAAAUUGCAGUCAAUGGUACAUGGAUUACAGGAGGUGGACAAGCUGAAAUCCCAAUUUCAAGAUGUGCAUGUUCCGCUAGAGGUAUUCGAUUAUAUUGACCAGGGUCGCAAUCCCAAAUUGUAUACCAAGAAUUGCAUUGAAAAAGCUUUGGCCAAAAAUGAACAAGUUAAAGGAAAAAUCGAUGCUUACCGAAAAUUAAAAACAAACUUGAUAGUGGAAUUGGAGAAAAUCUUUCCUAACGAGAUCAGCGAAUAUAUAGGUUUAAGAUGUCCAUAUGAUACUAGACACAUGUUUGAUGUUGAAUUGAAUGAAGAAAGUGAAACCGAAGAACAUACAUUGUCGCAUAUGGCAAAGUUAGUAAAAGAUGCCAGUGACGAGACACUGAUGAUACACUCAUAUUCAAAGUCGACGAUGAUUUAGAAAACGAUGAAAAUAUGCAAAUGCUGAGCACAAAUGCUACAGAAGAAUUACAAGACUACAAAUGUAACGUAUGUGCAGAAACGUUUGUCUUGAAAACACGAUUUGCGGAUUAGAGCUUGAGGCAAAUGUAUCGUUAAAUACUCAAGAAAUCAAGUAUCAUUCAGACGACCGCCCUCACGAAUGCAGCAUUUGCAGCUUGAGAUUCAAAUCGAUGAUCGCCCUUAUGCCAGUGAUUUAUGCAGUUCAACGUUCAGGCGGAAAGAUCAGCUGAAUGAACAUCGAGAUAUACAUACACAGGAAAAACAAUACAUGUGCAAUAUUUGCAACCAAGCGUUUUCACUAAAACAAAAUCUAGAUAGCCAUAUGACGUCUCAUUCGGGCAAUCGACCCUUUGAAUGCACCAUUUGCAAUGCUACUUUCAAUAGAAAGGGCGCUUUAAACAGUCAUCGUCGAUACGUCCAUAAUGCGCAAUUCGGCAUGGGAGAGUGACAAUUAAAAAAACAAACUAAAUAAAGACAUCUUUUGAAAAACUCUGGAUUUUUAGAAUAAAGAUUGAACGUGAGUUUGACAGUCAGCUUCAAGAGGGCAAUGUAUCGGUUGGCAUAAUGCGUUGACGAAAUGGAUAUAUCUAAUAUGCUUUCUUAUUUGCCGGUUUUUUGUUGUAGGUUUUAAUUAUUUUUAGGACGUUUUUACACUUGCUUCAUUUGAACGCAUUUAGUCGAUUAUUUAGUUUAAGUCUUGCUGACGAAACUUUAAAUUGAAAUGUUGAUAUAUGAUAUAUGAUAUAUGCUAAAUGGAAAUAAAUCCCUUACUUUAUGAUCACUGGUUGGUUGUCUUUACAUUUUUCGUUAGGUUUACGAUUUGCUUAUACAGGGUGUCUCACCGGAAACCGCUGCGAUAGAUAUAUGGAAAAUUGUAAUUAGGAGAAGUUUGAAAAUUGGACAGCGUGCCAAG
Dendroctonus ponderosae (mountain pine beetle) is the source of this 1710-nucleotide messenger RNA. RefSeq names its product mediator of RNA polymerase II transcription subunit 10-like. NCBI's taxonomy places the organism in Eukaryota, Metazoa, Arthropoda, Insecta, Coleoptera, Curculionidae. Gene Ontology annotation, molecular function: transcription coregulator activity. Gene Ontology annotation, cellular component: chromatin; mediator complex. The transcript has 6 exons. Gene Ontology annotation, biological process: positive regulation of transcription by RNA polymerase II. The record is from RefSeq and is a predicted model, not a curated record. Bases 220 to 756 code for a protein of 178 amino acids.